AGGCAGUAGGGAGUUUUCUGCUGGGGUCAGAAGGACUUUGGACAGACGAACGGAUCCUGCCCCGAACACCCCUGUAUGAGUGGAGUCUAGCAGAAAAAGAAAACAUCCCCAGCCUUUUUUUCCUCUCUUGCCUCAAAGAGUCUACAUGUCUAGUGGCAUCUAGACAUGUUCAGCUUUGUGGAUAUGCGGCUGGCGCUGCUGCUCAGUGCAGCAGUGCUCCUGGUCAGAGCGCAGGGCGAGGACGACCGCUCAGGUGCCAGCUGCACCUUGGACGGCCAGGUGUUUGCGGACCGUGACGUGUGGAAGCCAGAGCCAUGCCAGAUCUGCGUGUGCGACAGCGGCACGGUCAUGUGCGACGAGGUCAUUUGUGAGGACACCACGGACUGCCCCAACCCCAUCAUCCCCCACGACGAGUGCUGCGCCAUCUGCCCCGAUGACGGCUACCAGCAGGCUGAGGGACCCAAGGGAGAGCGUGGAGCCAAGGGAGAGCGGGGUCCAAAUGGUCCCCCUGGUAGAGAUGGUCUCGACGGACAGCCCGGCGUCCCCGGACCCAUCGGCCCCCCUGGACCUCCCGGCCUCGGUGGAAACUUCUCCCCUCAGAUGUCUGGCGGCUACGAUGACAAAUCCCCUGCCAUGCCCGUCCCCGGACCCAUGGGCCCCAUGGGACCCCGUGGAGCCCCCGGACCUGCUGGUGCAAGUGGACCUCAGGGAUUCACAGGCCCCCCUGGUGAGCCUGGAGAGGCUGGUGCUAGCGGUCCCAUGGGUCCCCGUGGAGCUGCAGGCCCUCCCGGCAAGAAUGGAGAGGAUGGUGAGUCCGGCAAACCUGGUCGCGGUGGUGAGCGUGGACCUUCCGGCCCACAGGGAGCUCGUGGCUUCCCAGGAACCCCUGGACUGCCCGGCAUCAAGGGACACAGAGGAUUCAGCGGUCUGGAUGGUGCUAAGGGAGACAGCGGCCCCGCUGGACCCAAGGGAGAGGCUGGAUCUGCUGGUGAGAACGGAACCCCCGGAGCCAUGGGACCUCGUGGCCUGCCCGGUGAGAGAGGUCGUGCUGGUGCUACCGGUGCUGCUGGAGCUCGUGGUAACGAUGGUGGUGCUGGUGCUGCUGGACCUCCUGGACCUACUGGCCCAGCUGGACCUCCUGGAUUCCCCGGUGGCCCUGGAGCCAAGGGUGAGCUCGGAGCUCAGGGUGCUCGUGGAGGCGAGGGCCCCGCUGGAGCCCGUGGAGAGCCUGGAAACCCCGGACCUGCCGGCCCCGCUGGACCUUCUGGAAACCCUGGUGCUGAUGGAUCUGCUGGAGUCAAGGGAGCCCCUGGCGCUGCUGGAGUUGCUGGAGCUCCUGGUUUCCCCGGACCUCGUGGACCCCCAGGACCUCAAGGAGCUGGUGGUGCCCCCGGAGCCAAGGGAAACACUGGUGAUGCUGGUGCUUCAGGAGCCAAGGGAGAGGCUGGUGCCAAGGGAGAGGCUGGUGCUCCAGGUCUUCAGGGACCCCCUGGACCUUCUGGUGAAGAGGGCAAGAGAGGAGCCAGAGGAGAGCCUGGUGCUGUUGGAGGCCGUGGAGCCCCCGGAGAGCGUGGUUCCCCUGGCGGUCGUGGUUUCCCUGGCUCUGAUGGCUCUGCUGGACCCAAAGGUGCCACCGGUGAGCGCGGAUCCCCUGGUAUUGUUGGACCUAAGGGUUCCACUGGUGAGCCUGGUCGCACUGGUGAGCCUGGUCUGCCUGGAGCCAAGGGAAUGACUGGUAGCCCUGGCAGCCCUGGACCCGACGGCAAGCUUGGACCUAAUGGAGCCCCUGGACAAGACGGUCGCCCCGGACCCCCUGGAGCUGUUGGAGCUAGAGGUCAGCCUGGAGUCAUGGGAUUCCCCGGACCCAAGGGCGCUGCUGGUGAGGGUGGAAAGCCUGGCGAGAGAGGAGUCUUGGGACCUACCGGCCCAGUCGGAGCCCCUGGAAAGGACGGUGAUGUUGGUGCUCAGGGACCUUCUGGACCAGCUGGCCCCGCUGGCGAGAGAGGAGAGCAGGGAGCCGCUGGUUCCCCCGGAUUCCAGGGACUUCCAGGACCCCAGGGAGCCAUUGGUGAGACUGGCAAAUCCGGAGAGCAGGGUGUUCCCGGUGAGGCUGGAGCCCCAGGAGUCGCCGGUUCUAGAGGAGACAGAGGAUUCCCCGGUGAGCGCGGUGCCCCUGGCGCCCUUGGACCUGCUGGAGCCCGUGGAUCCCCCGGAUCAUCUGGAAACGAUGGCGCUAAGGGAGACGCUGGAGCCCCAGGUGCUCCUGGAGCAGGAGGUCCUCCUGGACUGCAGGGAAUGCCCGGUGAGCGCGGUUCCGCUGGUCUGCCAGGACUGAGGGGAGACAGAGGAGACCAAGGACUCAAGGGAGCUGAUGGUGCUGGCGGUAAGGAUGGCCCCCGUGGCUUGACUGGACCAAUUGGACUUCCCGGACCUGGUGGCGCUACUGGAGACAAGGGAGAGCCCGGUGCUUCUGGAGCUGUCGGACCCGCUGGAGCCCGCGGCGCCCCUGGCGAGCGUGGAGAGUCUGGACCACCCGGACCUGCUGGAUUCGCCGGACCCCCUGGUGCUGAUGGACAGCCUGGUGCUAAGGGAGAGGCUGGAGAUAAUGGUGCUAAGGGAGAUGGUGGUGCCCCAGGCCCCGCUGGACCAACUGGUGCUCCUGGACCCCAGGGUCCCAAUGGAAACAAUGGUGCUAAGGGAGCCCGUGGACCCGCUGGACCUCCUGGUGCCACUGGCUUCCCCGGUGCUGCCGGUAGAGUUGGACCCCCUGGCCCCUCUGGCAACUCUGGACCCGCUGGACCUCCCGGACCAGGCGGCAAGGAGGGACUUAAAGGAAACCGUGGUGAGACUGGACCUGCCGGUCGCCCCGGUGAGAUCGGAGCUGCUGGACCCCCAGGACUGUCUGGAGAGAAGGGUAGCCCUGGUGCUGAUGGUGCUCAAGGACCUGCUGGUAUUCCUGGACCUCAAGGUAUCGCUGGAGGCCGUGGUAUCGUUGGUCUGCCUGGACAAAGAGGAGAGAGAGGAUUCCCUGGCAUGCCUGGACCUUCUGGUGAGAUUGGAAAGCACGGACCUUCCGGCCCCGGUGGUGAGCGUGGACCUCCUGGACCCAUGGGACCCCCUGGACUGGCUGGAGCCCCCGGUGAGGCUGGACGUGAGGGAACCCCUGGAAACGAGGGAUCCGCUGGACGUGAUGGAGCCGCUGGACCCAAGGGAGACCGUGGAGAGUCUGGAUCUGCUGGAGCCCCCGGCGCCCCUGGACCCCCUGGUGCCCCCGGACCCGUCGGACCCGCUGGAAAGAGUGGUGACCGUGGAGAGACCGGACCUGCUGGAAUCGCUGGCCCUGCUGGCCCUGCUGGACCUCGUGGCCCUGCUGGACCUGGUGGUAUGCGUGGAGACAAGGGAGAGACCGGCGAGGCUGGAGAGAGAGGCAUGAAGGGACACAGAGGAUUCACCGGCAUGCAGGGACCCCCUGGACCUUCUGGACAAUCUGGAGAGCAGGGACCCGCUGGUUCUGCUGGACCUUCUGGACCUAGAGGCCCCUCUGGAUCUGCUGGUUCUCCUGGUAAGGAUGGUAUGAGCGGUCUUCCCGGACCCACCGGACCUCCCGGACCUCGUGGUCGUUCUGGCGAGAUGGGACCUGCUGGUCCUCCCGGACCUCCUGGACCUCCCGGAUCACCUGGAGCAUCUGGUGGUGGAUUCGACCUCGGCUUCAUUGCCCAGCCCCAGGAGAAGGCACCCGAUCCCUUCCGCAUGUACCGCGCUGAUGACGCCAACGUUCUCCGUGACCGCGACCUGGAGGUUGACAGCACCCUGAAGAGCCUGAGCCAGCAGAUUGAGCAGAUCCGCAGCCCCGAUGGAACCAAAAAGAAUCCCGCCAGAACCUGCAGGGACCUCAAGAUGUGCCACCCAGACUGGAAGAGCGGAGAGUACUGGAUCGACCCCGACCAGGGCUGCACUCAGGAUGCCAUCAAGGUCUACUGCAACAUGGAGACUGGAGAGACCUGUGUAGCACCCACUCAGCGUGAGGUUGCCAAGAAGAACUGGUACAACAGCAAGAACAUCAAGGAGAAGAAGCACAUCUGGUUCGGAGAGGCCAUGAAUGACGGCUUCCAGUUUGAGUAUGGCAGCGAGGGCUCUCUCCCAGAGGAUGUCAACAUCCAGAUGACCUUCCUGCGCCUCAUGUCCACCGAGGCAUCCCAGAACGUCACCUACCACUGCAAAAACAGCGUUGCCUACAUGGACGUCGCUGCCGGCAACCUCAAGAAGGCCCUUCUCCUCCAGGGCUCCAACGAGAUCGAGAUCAGAGCCGAGGGCAACAGCCGUUUCACCUACAGCGUCCUGGAAGACGGAUGCACGUCACACACCGGAACGUGGGGCAAGACAGUCAUCGAUUACAAGACAUCGAAAACAUCUCGCCUGCCCAUCAUUGAUAUUGCUCCCAUGGACGUUGGUGCUCCAGACCAAGAGUUUGGCAUUGAAGUUGGACCCGUCUGUUUCUUGUAAAAAGAGAAAUCUGGACUUGAAAUUGUUGUUGUGUGUGUGCGCGCGUGUGUGUUUUAUUAUUUUCUAUCAGUCAUCUCUCCCUAAAAAGAAAUCCCACCAAAACAUUCUCCUAAUGUAAUUUUCCUGACAAAAAGCAACCCCCGGCCUCUGAUUCUACACGUUUCCAUUUGGCUGUUGUUCUGAUGGUCCACUUGCCUAAAACCUGCACUUCAACAAGAACAAGAUGGUGGCGGUGUGGUGACCUUCUGCAUCGUCGUGUUUCGGACCACUACUUUUUUGACUCUUGUUUUUUUUUUUGUUUUUGUUCGUUUUUUUGCCAUCACCAACACCAAGGAUCCUGUAGAGAAGACAUUUUGUUUCACUGGCAACAAGAAAAUAAUAUAUGCCUCUGUAAAGUGUAAAGAAAAAACCCCUCCCCCUCUUCAUCCAGCCCUCUUUGGAGUUUACAGAAACACACAGGUGACUUUUGUAUUUUUAUACGCCUCUGCGCUGAGGAAUGAAAGGACAGUCCCAACAGACAGAAACCAAUUGCUUUGUACCACGUUUCAGGUGUUGAUGAAUAAAGGUGAAACUGACUGACGUUUGUCUCUGUCGUUCUGGCCUUCCCUGCUCCUCGCUCCCCAGACAGCGCUCACUUCUCCCUCCUCCACCUCAUCCGCUGAUGUUGUAGCUGUUGUGAUCUGUUUGUUGUUGUGGUUGCCUUGUUGUAAAUUCACACUCAAACCACCCGCAGAGAAACAUAGGAUUAACCCUCUGUUUUGAAAAAAAAAAAAAAAAAAAAUGCUAUGGCUACCUCAAGAUAGAAAGAAAUUCCAGCUACAUAAGAGGGAGGGGGGGGUCCCGUGAUUUGGAAUUGAAGUCUGCAGUAGUACCUGUGAUUGCUGGGGUAGUCAAGGUUUACUGACACUUAAACAGAAGCAGAAACAACAAAAACCUAAGGUGCUAUUCUUUCUUUGAGGUCUGCUGGCUGUACUAUGGCUGUACUGUUCUGUGUUACGGUCAGCCUGGCACGCCGGGCUCCUCUUGGUGCUAAAACGAAAUCACAUCUUUCAUUCUUGGUGUCUAGGACGAGACAGAUUUCCUCUAUACGAUAGUGUUGGCAGGCAAACUCCAGCUCUGUUCCUCAAUUCAAGUAAAAAGCUAUUUUUGCUUUUAUGUCUUGAACUUUCCCUCCCCCUUUCCAUUCCAUGCAUCUGUUGGAGUUUGUUUCUUGUUCUCAUGUGCAACAGGUGAAUUUUCUCAACAAGACAUUGAAAAAAAAAAAAAAAAAAAAUUGGAAACAGAGAUUUAAAACAAGAGAGCCACCAGCAAAGAGAUUGUGAGAGACGUUAGACACACCAAUGGGGGAAAAACACCACAAGGUUCUGUACCUAUUUUGUAUAUGUAUAAUAAAUUGAGAUGUUUUUAAUUAUUUUGAAUGCUGAAAUAAAGCAUGUUAAGUCGUGAA
Molecule: messenger RNA, 5950 nt
Organism: Cololabis saira (Pacific saury)
Lineage: Eukaryota; Metazoa; Chordata; Actinopteri; Beloniformes; Belonidae
Gene: col1a1a
Product: collagen, type I, alpha 1a
Exons: 49
Coding region: 166-4503 (1445 amino acids)
Molecular function (GO): protein binding; extracellular matrix structural constituent
Source: RefSeq, a predicted model, not a curated record